This is a messenger RNA of Desarmillaria tabescens, 222 nucleotides long. RefSeq lists its product as uncharacterized. The annotation marks the transcript as partial. The record is from RefSeq and is a predicted model, not a curated record. The transcript has a single exon. Lineage: Eukaryota; Fungi; Basidiomycota; Agaricomycetes; Agaricales; Physalacriaceae.
GGUCCUGCCAUACCCCAUUGGGAUCGAAAGGAUUUGUAUCCGAGGUACUGCAGGCUAAUGCUGUUAUUGUUUAAGCCUUGGGUUUCUGCCGGGGAUUUGCAUGAUGUCGGUCAGACCUGGGAAACUGCAUUCUCUGAAUUUAUUAAGAUGGCAGGUCCAGAGGUAUUGAAGGUGAUAAAUAAUAUGCAAAUAAUGCAUGAAUGUAAGGACAGCAGAGAUGAU